CUACUUUUAUUACUAAAUACAUUCUUUGAUUAUGCCUCCCAAGCUAACUGCAGCCGAGAUAGAAGCUAGAGAUGCAGCAAGACUAAAUGAGUUAGGAUAUAAACAGGAACUAAAAAGAGAAUUAACAUCACUAGGAAACUAUGGUGUUGCAUUAAGUGUUGUCUGCAUUUCAUCAGGGUUGACAAGUUUAUAUGAAUAUGGAUUAACAACGGGAGGACCCGUAGUUAUGGUAUGGGGAUGGGUUAUAGUAGCAUUCUUUACUAUGGCAGUGGCUUUAGCUAUGGCCGAAAUUUCUUCCGCUUACCCUACUUCAGGAGGACUCUACUGGUGGGCAGCCAGAUUAAGCACAAAGAAGUAUGCACCGUUUGCAUCAUGGAUGACUGGGUGGUUCAAUCUUAUCGGGCAGUUUGCUGUCACCGCAGGUAUCAAUUAUGGCAUAGCAUCUAUGCUUGCUGCUGUCAUCAGUGUAGGAACAAAUGGAACUUGGGUUCCAACCGCUGGUGCAACAGUCGGACUUCACAUUGCGAUGUGUUUUACUCAAGGGAUUGCAAAUUCUUUGGGGCCAAAAGUUACAUCGGCCAUAAAUGCCUUUAGCACAUGGUGGCAAGUCAUUGCACCUGCUGUUAUCAUGAUCACGAUGGCCGUCAAGGCACCAACACACCAGCCUGCAAGUUUUGUGUUUACACAGUUUAAUAACAAUACAGGAUGGAGCAGUACAGCCUACGUAGCAGUUAUAGGUAUUCUGCAGGCACAGUUCACCCUAACUGGCUAUGACUCAAGUGCACACAUGUCUGAAGAAACAAAAAAUGCAGAAGUUAGUGGACCUGUAGGCAUGGUCAUGGCUGUCCUUGUAAGCUCCAUCAUGGGAUUUUGCUUUAUAAUAGCGUUUUUAUUUUGCAUUCAAGAUUUAAACGCUACUAUCAAUACAGAUACAGGUUUUCCUGUAAUGCAAAUCAUGUUUGAUUCAGUAGGAAACGCAGGCGCCGUUUGCUUGAUGGUGAUGCUUAUCAUUGCCUGUUGGCAGUGUGGAUUUGCCAGUGUUACAGCUAAUUCCAGAAUGAUAUACGCCUUUUCGCGUGAUGGUGCUAUUCCCGGCCAUAAAUAUUGGCAUAAGAUUGAUCUUAAAAGACAGACACCAUUGAAUGCAGUCUGGCUUUCAGUCAUCGUUGCCUCUUUGCUUGGCUUACCUUCUCUUGGUAACAGUACAGCCUUUUCUGCCAUCACUUCAGUGGCCACAAUUGGCCUUUACAUAUCUUAUGCAGUACCUAUUUUCGCAAAAUUAUUGAACCGUGGUCAUUUUGUUAGGGGACCACUCCAUCUAGGUCGAUUUUCAGACAUCAUUGGCAUCAUUUCUAUCUUUUGGAUUUCACUAAUUACCAUCCUGUUUGUGCUUCCUCCUAAAUAUCCUGUUGAUGCGGUCAAUAUGAAUUAUGCAUGUUUAGCUGUUGGUAUGGUGCUGCUUGGCGCAGGGGGUCGAUUUGCAAUAGACGCUCGAAAAUGGUUUACGGGACCCAAGAUUAACCUACCACAAGAUAAGCUUGAUAAAGUCAACCUUGAACAAGAUAAGAAGGAUAUCCGAGGCUUAUCUUCUAAUGAUAUCGAGAUAGGUGACUCCAAGGAAGAUUCAAGGACGUCAUCAGAGAAAAGUGGUAUUGAAAAAGAGCAAAAGAAAGAAGAUGGCGACAUUAGAGUUGCAGAAAUAGAAAAGAUUGAAUAAUUUUGUUUAUAUGCUAGUCUCUUAUGUAUACACAAUAAAAUGAAUUCAACAACCAAGUUGUGCAAUUUAUAAUAGUAUAAAGAAA
Rhizopus microsporus ATCC 52813 is the source of this 1802-nucleotide messenger RNA. Its product is annotated as amino acid transporter. Gene Ontology annotation, biological process: amino acid transport; transmembrane transport. Gene Ontology annotation, molecular function: transmembrane transporter activity. Lineage: Eukaryota; Fungi; Mucoromycota; Mucoromycetes; Mucorales; Rhizopodaceae. The transcript is spliced from 12 exons. The coding region runs from base 32 to 1717 and encodes 561 amino acids. Gene Ontology annotation, cellular component: membrane. The record is from RefSeq and is a predicted model, not a curated record.